AUGUUGAAACACGUACAAAUCUUACCGCUUCGCAAUCGCUCCGAUUCGGUUUCACUACGUUCAUCCUGCGCUUCAUCGAAAUGAGGCAGCCCGGAGCCGCCAACUGAGCUGCAGCGUACGCCCUCACGCGCAUCCAGCUAUUCAAGCUUGAGUGAACAAUUGCCACAGGUGAGUUGGAAAGAGAGUGUAGAAGUUUUUUUUCAUCUUUUCUAUCUCUCUAUGGAAGUAUCGGUGCGACGUGCUGGUGUUAAGACUAUACUUGUAUUAGACGAUGAUACACGACCGGCUAUAUUACAAGCCUGCCACCCGAAAGGCGAGUCAAGAUUCUGCUUGCAAUUAAAACCAGGUGGCUUGAUACGCGUACAUACCUCAGCGCUACAACCCUCGUCACAGUAUAAAUCUUUGGUUAUCUGUGAAACAAUUUUACUAAAUACUUUGCUUCUCCACCAGAUCUGCCCCGGUCAGGAAUAUCAACGCAAGCUGCAUCCCGACGACAUACCGCUGCGUGCUCAAUCCGAACGCUUGCGUCGUGGUGAAACCUGUCAUUUUCUUGUACGACGCAAUCCGAACUACAGUCGUCGUCGCCAAUUGUUAGCGACGCUCAAUGGUCUAACUAGCAGCAACAGCACUAACAACACCAACAGUAAUAAGUCUUUUGACGCGAAUAGCACCGUUUCCUCUUUGGAAGAUGACAGCAGUCUAAUCGAUAUCUCCAUAGAAUCACUUACCGACGACAUACACAGUUUAAUGGCGAGCGAUGAAGAUGAAGAUGGCGCCUCAUCCACCUCUGGCUCAUCGGACACAUCCUCUGAGGGUUCAACCGGUAUGCGACGCACACCUUCCACACUCUCUGUCGUACCGUUACAACCGCAAUUGAAGUCAAAAGCCGCCGCCACCGAUGUGUGUCCGAAGUGCCGCAAUACAUUUAAAUCAUGCGAAUUUUGUCAUAAAAAUUCGUCAAUGAUCUUGCAACUGCAGCGUUCGAACAGCACCUCGAGUGGUAGUAGUUGUUCGACCACUAAAGCUCUACAAAUGCAUCUGCCCAGUUACAGUCCCGUUUAUAAUAUACGUGAAAUACGCACAGCGACGCAUAGUUUCUCAGCGCUGGGCAAUGAUAAGAAGUUGCUGGAUAUACAGUUGAAUGGACGCUUCGAUACGAGCGCUUGCACGCGACUACGUCCACAAAGCGUUUGCGUGGCGCGCUCCACGCGCAUGCUCACCGACGGCAAUGGCAACAGCAAUGCGGAGGAGAGCGCGACGUCAGCGCAGAGCACGAAUGAUUUGAAUGGCAAUAAUAUUGUGGCUGCUACGUCUUCGAUGUCCGCGGCAGCGUCUACAGUUGGCGGCGAGAUGGUCAACAAUCAUCCAGCCAAGGGUGUGGGGCAUUUCGUUUAUUUGUAGAUAGAUAGCGCUUGGGUUAAAGUGUGUGUAGAGUUGCAUUGUUUAUUCUUCACAUAGGCUAGUCAACGAAAAGAAAGUUAAAGCGUUCGGAAUUUUAUUUUUUUUGCGUAAAGUACGUAAACUGAAUAAUUUGAGUUGUGUCAGUGAGACGUUGUAGAGAGCAGCUGAUAAUGAGAGAGUAGGAAGAAUGAGAGACUGUGCGAGGGAUAUAUUGAAGAGUUGAAAAACUGAGGUCGAAGGUUACUUGAUAGAUUUAUUUGAGAGUCGAUCCAGACGCAUUAAAAAAUAUUGAAAAUUGUAUUAAAAUGUAAUGAAAUAUUUAAUGAAAAGUUCUUAGCGUAAAGAAACGAACAUUAUUAUCGAAAAUUUUUAAUUUUUUUCAAAUCAAUUUUUUUUUUUAAUUAUCGCCAAAAUUAUAUCAUUGUACAGUCCAAAAUGUCUUGAACCAGCCAACAAAUUUUUAAGCAAAAAUUCUAAGUGUCUCCAUUUUAAUGCCUGUAUGUGUAAAAUUUUGUAAUAAACUU
Molecule: messenger RNA, 1925 nt
Organism: Zeugodacus cucurbitae (melon fly)
Lineage: Eukaryota; Metazoa; Arthropoda; Insecta; Diptera; Tephritidae
Biological process (GO): signal transduction; positive regulation of epidermal growth factor receptor signaling pathway; positive regulation of fibroblast growth factor receptor signaling pathway
Source: RefSeq, a predicted model, not a curated record